GUUGACGUCGCCGCUUGAGGGUGGAGUUACCGCCUUACGUCAGGAAAUCAUUUCUAGCCAAGUUGUGGAGUGUUUCUCAGUUAAACAUGUAAACAAACAUAGUUUGGCUCGCUGGAACUAGCUAACGCUGGCUGUUAUCGUUCGUUGACCUCAUUAGAAACUUAAAUCCUCUAUAAACCGGCGCUAAGUGUUAGCUGUAGUCCGAACAAAGUUUUUGUAGUUGUUUAAAUCUAUCCCGCGCAACGUAGCGGACCGGUUGCAGCUAAGUUUGAUGAUAGCUAGUAACGUCCAUGCCGUCAGGUUGCUAGGUAAAUCAAUUUAGCGCAUAGGGCGAAUCGGCUUCAAUGUAUUCUCAGAGGCACUAUACCAUAAGUUAAUGGUGAAGACGUUACUGACGCGGACAGCUCACUUCCAACAACAUGGAGGCUUCUUUGGGGUCAAUGCUGAGCCCUGACCUAAGCUCUGUCCUGUCAUCCUGUGAGCCAGAGCUUCAGGAGCUGAUGAAGCAGAUUGACAUCAUGAUCAAUCACCAGAGGAGGGAAUGGGAAGCUGAGGUCAGGGCCUUGGAGCUCAGACUGAAAACUGGAGAUGAGGAGCUUUUAACCUCAAGGAACAUAAUUGACCGGAGGGACCUGGAGAUCGGAUUGCUCCGCCGACAGCUAGAAGAAGUUCAGACGGGUCGAAAGGAGUUAGUUACAAAGUAUGAGCAACAGCUACAGAAGGUCAGAGAAGAGCUGGAUAAAUUAAAGAGAAGUUACCAGAAGAUUCAGCGUAAACAAAUCAAGGAGACUAGUGGAGGAGCGAGAGACCAUUCAAAGGAAUAUCAUGAGCGCUCUGUGGACUGGGAGCAGCAGCGUUCCCAGCACCAAAAACACCUCAGAGUCCUGGAGUCCCAGAACAAGAGCCUGACUGAUGAGCUCUCACGCAUGAAAUUGCAGUUGGCAUCAAGGCAAGAAGAAAGAGAGCACAGGGAGUGCUGUUUAGAGGUGCAGUGUUUGCGUACUCAGCUAGAGAAGGCUCAGGGCAGCCUGCACUCACAGGAGCUGGAACUGGAGCGUCUGCGAGCGCUUCAGACAUGGCUGGGAGAGUACCAGGCAGAGCAGCAGCUGCUCUCAGAGGAACGGGAGGAGCUCCACGCCACACUGGACUCCCAGGAUGCAUUUGUACGGAGAACCAGUCUUGAGCACCAAAGGUUUCGUAAGGAAGCUGCCAGACUCAACCAAAUACUGGAAACUAAAGAUCAAGUCAUUCGCUCUCUGGAGGACUGCCUGGCAUCUCAAGGCUGUGCUAAUGUUGCAACCCUCAGACAAGAACUGGAGAAGACUGCUGCCAAGCUUCAGUGUGCCCAAGCUUGUGAGGUCCAGCUCAAGGCAGAGCUGGCGUGUCUCAAAGAGAGGCUGGAGAAGGUGAGCAGACAGAGAGGUGACCGAUUAAAGACAGAGCAGGAACUGAUGAACCUGAAAGUGGAAGGUGACCUCUCUGUUGCUGAAAUGAAAAAGCUCAGAGAGGAGCUUCACAGGGCCAAGCAGACCCACAGCGGUGAAUUAGAGGGAAUGAGGCAGGAGGUGUCAAAGCUGACCAGCGAGCUGCACCAGCGUGACCUCGCCAUCGCCUCCCUGAGCGGCUCCUCGCCCAACAUCAAGCAGCAGCAGCAGCUUUGUGGCAAUGUGGAGCGACCAGAACAGAGGAUGGCAGAGCUUAAAGCACAGCUGGAGACUCUACAAACCGAGAACCAGGAUUUGAAAGGUCUGCUGCAGAGACUGUACUCUCAAUCACCCACGAGCGGCAGCUCAGAGCGAGGUCCAAACUCUGCGUCUCCUCUGAGCAGAUUGGAACAAGAGAAUCGUCAGUUAAAACUGGCUCUUUCCAAGAUGCGGCCACAGCUUGAAGUGUCCACGGAGACCUGUCAGGACAAAUAUGAAAGAGCUCUGCUCAGUCAUGCCAUAACAGACCAACCAGCUCACGACAGGGCGCAGGAGGACAUGGUGGCCACGAAUGCUAAGCCGCAGGAGAACACCACUCACCAUGAAGGGGAAAUCCAGAGGCUCUUUAAAGAGCUGCAUACUCUGUCCCAGUCCCCCACAGAGCAGCCCUGCAGCCAGACCCACCACAGCAGGCCUCACUCUUCGUCAUCCUCCAGCAGCAGCUCCAGCACCACUAGACUGUCCAGGAGAAACUUGGUGUCUGUCCUAAGCACCAAUCAGUCUGCUGCUGAGGGACGGAGCUCAAGCUCUGAAGACUCUAUGACCAGAGACAAAAACAUUCCAUCCCCUUUUUCAGAGGAGCUUUUGUCAUUGUCGCCCAUGAACUCGGUGGUCACUCGUUUCCUGGAGGAAGAGAGCUUGUUGUCCAAGGAGAUGAUGCAGAAGCUGGACAGCCACAUCCAGAGCAUGAAAGAGGACAACAUGAGGACAGUGCACAGGUUCCUCCCUAAUGGCCUUGGACUCGAGUCUGCACAGGCCUCAGUGGUUGAGUCAUAGCAGCAGCAGCAGCAGCAGCAGCAGUGAUUGUGUUGUUGUGCUUGAUUAUGUUGCCAAGACUGAGAGCAGGCGGAAAGGUUUGUACCACACUUGACUGAACAUCUGUUUCUACUUUUCGUAUGGCAACUCAGACCUUAGACUUCAAGUGUUUCUGAAGAACUCUCAGAAUUACAUUUUAUACCAUUA
Molecule: messenger RNA, 2666 nt
Organism: Mugil cephalus (flathead mullet)
Lineage: Eukaryota; Metazoa; Chordata; Actinopteri; Mugiliformes; Mugilidae
Gene: cep63
Product: centrosomal protein 63
Exons: 14
Coding region: 420-2480 (686 amino acids)
Biological process (GO): de novo centriole assembly involved in multi-ciliated epithelial cell differentiation; centriole replication
Cellular component (GO): centriole
Source: RefSeq, a predicted model, not a curated record